This is a messenger RNA of Pteronotus mesoamericanus, 1611 nucleotides long. It is a transcript of the gene UBQLNL, whose product is annotated as ubiquilin like. Gene Ontology annotation, cellular component: cytosol. The coding region runs from base 1 to 1611 and encodes 536 amino acids. Gene Ontology annotation, molecular function: polyubiquitin modification-dependent protein binding. Gene Ontology annotation, biological process: ubiquitin-dependent protein catabolic process. The record is from RefSeq and is a predicted model, not a curated record. Lineage: Eukaryota; Metazoa; Chordata; Mammalia; Chiroptera; Mormoopidae. The transcript has a single exon.
AUGCCUCAUAUCAUCUCUCAAACACCCAGGAUGGCCCAGCCUGGGCAUCUUUCAGGUUGGCCUGCAAACAAGAACAUCUCUUCGGGUAUCAUUCGAGUGACAUUAAAGACACCAGGCAAGCAGGAAGACUUUACAAUAGCUGCUGACACCUUGGUGAAACAGUUCAAGGAGAAGUUAUCGGCUCACUUUAAAUGCCAAAUGGACCAACUAGUGCUGGUCUUCAUGGGCCGCCUUCUGAAAGACCAUGACACACUGAGCCAGAGGGGCAUCCUGGAUGACCACACCAUCCACUUGGUCAUUAUGUCUAAACAGGGCUCCAGAUCCCUGGCCAAUUCCUCUCAGAAACUGCCAGCCAGUGAGCCCUGCCACCAGGAUAGAAACACCAAAGGAAACAGUAGGAGGGUAUACCAGCCUCCUGGUAUAAAUAACACUCCAGUGGAAUCAGCCUUCUUUGUGGAGCCUGAUGCACUCCAGGAGUUUACCCAGGACCUGGGAGUGGGUGGUCCUGAGCACAAAGCACAGAUGCCGGAAAACUCGAGCACCCGGUCACUUCUGUCUACCACUGACCUCAUAAGACAGUUCAUCUCAGAACAGCCAGAAAUGCAACAAUUGAUGCAGCAGAAUCCAGAAGUCUCACACAUCCUUGACAAUUCUGAGAUCCUAUGGCAGACACUGGAGCUGGCCAGGAACCUUGCUUUGAUUCAAGAGAUCAUGCAGAUCCAGCAACCUGCACAGACUUUUGAGCAUCCACUGAACUCACCAUCACAACUGGAUCUAGAGACAAUCCCAGGUGGGGACAAUGCCUUGGGUCAAAGCUAUGCUGAUUCCAAAGAUCAAAUACUCAACAGCUCACAAGAUCCCUUUGGGGGCAACCCUUUCACAGCUCUCCUGGGAGGACAAGUGCAAGAACAAGUCCAUUCCUCACUGCUAUCUCCACCAUCAUCCCAGGAAAGGCAAGACCAGCUCCCUGUAACCCAAGUAAUCUAUACCAGUUCUUGUGGUUUAUCUUCAAUCACCUCAGCCAAUGCUACUUCCAACAAGGUGAACCAUACUUCUAGGGCUAAUACUACUGCUAAUUCCACCAAGGGCCAGAAUCAUACCCAUGACAUUCAGCAGCCAGCUGGGGUACCAACUUUACCAAGCAGAGAGCUCACACAGAAGCCCCAGUCAGAAGACAAAGAUGCCACCGUCUCUCUAGAUAGCUCUAACAAGAGGCUAGAGGAUAACCUCCAACUAUCAGAAGAGCAGACCAGUUUCUCCAAGAUCACAGGAAGUAUGAUGCAAUUACUUUUGAACAACUCCUACCUGGCAGUCCAGAUGCUGCUGCUCAUGAGUGUGUCCCAGCAGAAUGAACAGUGGAGGCAGCAGCUUCUCACUUCCCUGCAGCAGACACAGCUUUCUGACAUUCUUAUAGCCCUAGCCAACCCUAAGGCAUCUCAAGCAAUAUUGCAGAUUGAGCAUGGUCUACAGCUGCUGGCCACUGAGGCUCCUGUUCUUCUGCCCUGGAUUGCACCUUACCUCUGGGGCUUGGGCUGCCUUCCUGCCCCCAGCUGCAGCUACCUUGACACAGUGACCAGGGCCUGGGAUGUGCCAAAUAUGGCUGAGCCUUAA